Molecule: messenger RNA, 6303 nt
Organism: Cladocopium goreaui
Lineage: Eukaryota; Dinophyceae; Suessiales; Symbiodiniaceae
Source: the annotation of a GenBank genome assembly
AUGGUCAGUUGGCACCGGAGCCAACCUCUGGAUGAGACAGAUCCUUUCGAAGAUGAAUCUCUCGAUUGGACACCUUCAGAGCUGGCACGUGAAGAGCGCCGACUGAUUGAUGAACGCUCUGAUGGGACUCCUUCAGAGGUCGAUCCUAGGGAACCUACUGAGGUAGCAGCCCGUUGGCGAUGCUUGGUUUGUCGUUCUGCAGCUUGGAGCUGGGACUAUGAGAUGGGUUUCUAUAAGUGCAGCCAGUGUGGAAGCUGUGAUUUCUAUGACGAAAACCGGCCGACCAAGCUGGAAACACAAUCAGGCACUUGGAUGUAUGUCCCUCACAGUCCAAGUUCAGCGGGCAGUGGCGACUGUUCGGGUGACGCUGGGCGUGACAUUUCCGCUCAAGGCUCCCCGAUGUCUGCUGGCGAGGGCUUAGGUCAGAGUGGCCCCAAGACGGCUCGUGGCUUUCCUCCAGAUGGCAAUUCUGGUGGAAGAUCCGAGACGCCUGAGAGUGAGGCACCAACCUAUGACCCGGUCGUCAAUCCAGAUGGACCUUUUCAUCAGGCAAGACGCCGACGCAGGCGAGCAGGUGGUUCAAUGAGUGGAGCUAGCGAGACACUACAACGACCUCACCUUCCUGAUGCUGCGGUUCAACGAGAUGAUCCUCCUAACCGAGCCCAACGCAAUGAUGACCGAGAAGACAUGCUGUCAGUGAUGCGACAGCUGUUGGACGAGAAGAAGCAUUUCAACACAGGCAGCGAGGUCUCAUGGAACAGUUUGCGGGGUCCCGCUCCUGGAGUUCGAUGGAGAGGUGGUGCUGCGCCACUUCCACCAAAGUGGACGUACCAGCAGUCGGACCUCAGAGCUUUUGCCAAGUUUGAGCGCAAAGUCCAGACUUGGGUGCUGCAGGCGAAGAGCUUCAUGACAGCUUCAGAGAUGGGAUUGGCUUUGUAUACCUCACUACAGGGUGAGGCAGAAGCAGAAGCCGAACAUUUGGAUUUGAAAAGAAUCAACGACAAGAAUGGUGUCAACUACAUCCUUGAGGAGCUGAGGGGGCCUUUGCAGCAGAAAGUUCUGUUUCAGAAACGCAAGCUUCUUGCAGACUUCGAAGGCGUUAGACGCCAUGGCAACGAGACUGUGCGACAGUACGUCAACAGGUACCGCCGCAUUGAACGAGAUCUUCAGACUGUUGGCAUUGAGACCAGCACUAUGUACGACAGUGAGGCCCGAGGCAACAGAAUCAUGGAGCGAUGCCAGUUAUCACCUGACUUGCAAAGAUUGGUGAUGAUCGGGGCCGGAAACAGCCUUGACUAUGCCAAGAUCACUGAAUCCAUGUUUUUGCAGUUCCCGGACUUCAAGCCGACACCACCGAUUUGGAUCACUGGCGGGAUUCGACAACCACAUCAACAGGGAUCAGCUUCAUCGUCUUCAAGCUCAUCCUCAUCCAAAGGCUCUACGGGGUCAUUUAGAUCUUCGUCGACAUCAGCUUCAUCUGGAAAGGGCCGUUUCACAGGAAAAGGGAACACGCCAAAGACGUAUCCCUACGGCAAGGGCCCUCCUCGUAGCGUCUUCCAAACGGAACACGAAGCUGGAGAAGAUGAAAAGCCAGAUGAAGCUGAAGAUGAUGAAUUUGAAGAUCCGCAGGAACCCAAUGAGAAUGACGAGGAGCUGGAACCAAUCCCUGAAGGCGAUGAAGACGCCGACGGUGAUGGCGAUGAACCUUUAGAUGUCAAUGCCUUAGCCGAUCUUGCACAGGUCCUCACCGUCACCUCCAAGAAGCUUCAGGCUUCAGUGCUGGGAAGGAAGUUUACCAACAGAAAAUCGAUCGAAGAACGCAAGCGCACCAGCACGUGCAGUGCGUGCGGUCAGACCGGCCAUUGGGCUGGCGACGCUGCAUGUAGCGUUUCAGCACAGAAGCGCGACUCAGGUGGAAAAGGAUUCAAGAGCGGUAGUGGGGGUUCGUCUUCCUUUUCAUCUACAUCCUCACAUGCCCAGAAGAAUAUCAAGAAAGCCUAUGUCGUGGGCAUUCAGCACGACCAGCAUGAACAUGAACAUGAACAUGAUGAUGAGAUCACUUCGAGCCCUUCUACCACUUAUUUUUCUUUUACCACCGUUUCUGUUUUUGGCGCUGAUUCAACAUCCACUACAUGGGUAACGGAAACCAUUGACCUUGGGGGCUUCAUGGUGUUGGACACGGCAUGCCAACGUUCAUGUUGUGGUGAAGUUUGGUUGAAAACACACGACAAGAUCCUCAACACAUACCACCUCCAAGUCAAAAAGGUGGAUGCAACAGACCACUUUCAAUUCGGCUCAGGCAAGCCGAUCGCAGCUGCAGAGCGUGCCUAUUUCCCGGUCCAGAUGGAAGGCCAGGAGACCAAGGGAAUCGUUUUUGGUGCAAGUGUUUUACCAACAAACAUUCCGUUUUUGGCAAGCAGAACUCUCUUGGAACGUUUGGGUUGCAUCAUUGACAUGUUCACGAAGUGCAUCACAUUUUCCAAUUUGGGAGUGACAUUGCCUUUGACACAUAGACAUGGGCACCUUGCAGUUUGUAUUGUGAAGUUUUCAGAUGAAAUUGCGCGUCAUCCAUGCUGGAAGCAACUUUCCAAUCCACAUCUUUGGCAAGAUCCUGAUCCUGAGCUUUUACAUGCACCUGGAGCUUUUAACAAAGGCUCAAUUCGUGACCUUCCCCUGCAAGCGCUGCUACCGGCUGAUGUUCCGGCAGACUGCGCCAGAAUGGCUGAAGCGAUGGGAGAUGAUGUUCAUCAUGGUGAUGACCCUGCGGCUCAAUGCUUUCAGGGCAAUGUCAAAGAUGGUGAAGUUCGGCCUGGCAAGCCGCCAAUGGCUGACAAUGUGGGAGCAUAUGGCCGAGGUGGAAGCACAAAGAUGCGAAGUGAUGAGGCCGGUGACAUUGGCCAACCCGGCGACGUGCACUCACCCAGUGUGCCGCCGCUACGGGAACAUCCACGGCUCUUUCAGCCGAUGCAAGCGGUGCGGCCAGAGGUUCAAAUGGGACCAAGACCAAGAAGGAUGGCAACUUCAUGGAGAGGCGCCAUCGCAAGCUUCUUCGCACUUGCCACCGCCCUCAUCUUCCACAAUCCUGGCGAACCCUGGAACGAGCACGGGCAGGACUUCAAGAGCUUCGAGAACUACGACUUCGAAAGCCCGCGCCAAGCCCAAGGCGAAAGCAGUUCCAGUGGCCUACAUGCCAGCUUUGGACCCGGCGGAGGAUUGGCCAGAGACGUGGGACCCAGAAGCUUUCCCACCAGAGUCGGAUGGGGGCGAGGACGGGUUUCAACCGUUCGACAUCGCCAUGGACAUCCAGGACUUCACGUGAUGGAUGAUGAAGAAGAGAUUGAUUGGUGGGAGGUUGACAAAAACACAGUUUCAAGGAUCCACAACAUCCCACGCAAAAGACUCUUCAAUGUGAAUGACCUUUACCAGGGCGAUCCAUGUCCAGUGCAUGUGAGACGGUUGUGCACGGAAUGCACAGUUGAAAUGUUGUAUGAGGAUGGCAGGACACAGGUGAUGAACUAUGACUGGAACGUGUCCGGGGCAUCCAGCAUGAAACAACUCUGGAUUGGAAAGACCACUUUUCGUCUUCACCCACAGCCACAACAAGGUUUUUCGACCAACUUGGAACGGAAGAACUUGCGACAUGCUGUGCGCCAAGCGGCUCAAAUACUCCAAGUUGAACAUGAUGUGAUGAUGGCCGGCACUACAUCCACCUCACCUUUGACCUUGUUGAAGAGCAGGCCACGGGUGGAUUUGCUGGAGACCUUCGCAGGACGGGCUGGACUGACCUUGAGGGCAUCUCGCUUUGGCCUGAAAGCGCUUCAGCCCAUUGACUAUAACACCGGCUAUGACUUGGAGAAACUCACACACCAACAACAUGUGGAUUUUCUGCUUGACCGCUUCAAGCCUCUCUUCCUUGUGCAGGGCAUUGAAUGCAAAGAUUGGUGCCUACUUCAGGACAACACCAACUACGUGAGGCGCAAGAUCCUGCUGCUCAUGCGGAGAGAGAAGGCCAGAAAAGUUUUGCGGCGAGUUGUCCGCUGGUGUGUGAAACAAGCUGAAGAAGGCCGAUACUUUCUUUUGGAAAAUCCAGCAACAAGCCGCCUUUGGCUUGAACCAUUGGUGCUCAAACUCCUACGACUUCCUGGAGUUUACUUUGUGGUGUGCCAUUCAGGGGCCUAUGGUGGAACCAACUCAAAGGGUCAGAUGAUUAAGAAGAGCUUCAAGUUCCUUGGCAACUGUCCCCAUGUACUUGAGCGUUUGACCAGGAAACUUGAUCCAGAGCAACUUCAACAAUGCGUCCCUUUGGUUGGAAAAGAAACCACUCUUUCGCAGCAUUAUCCUGAUGACAUGAUCAAACAGAUUUUGCACGGCAUCAAGCGCACUGCUGAGCAAUUUGAUCCAGACCGGUUUCAAACCUCUUCUACCAUGCGUUUUCAGGUGAUGGCUGUGAAUACGACACCACAAGAUUGGAUGCCUGUUUUUGAAUCUGCUCAAAGGUCUUUUGAUAUGACACGUCAGAGAAGCUACGUAUUGCCAACCUCAGAUGUCACUUGGAGGAUGGUUCAACAACUUGUGCAAUGGCAUCGACUUGAACGAGUGCAGAUUGCCUUUCAACCUACGAUGCUGCGCUUGCCACUGCACAUCCCCCACACACACCGUGGGUGGGCCCUUCUCUACAACGAUCAGACCGUGGAGGUUGUUGAAGAGGACCUGGCAGACAUCAGACAUCCACGUGCCAAGUUCAGGAAACCAGUGAACAUUGGCGUGUUUUUCUUUGGCUAUGCGGCAGCCGACAGAAAACCUGAGUCAGCACAACCUGAGAUGCAACAUCCACCGCGAGAACCAGUCGAAGAUGAUCCACAAGUCAUUGUGGCUAGCAACACAACUGGGAUCUCCUUUCCAAAGAUGCCUGGCUUGUCGCAAGACAUCAAGACGGCCUUGUCGCGGCUACACCGCAACCUAGGCCACCCUCAUGCCAACGAGUUGAAGAAGAUGCUUGCGAUGAACGGCAUCAAGGAUCAGAAGAUCUAUGACGCCAUUGAAAGCCUCACAUGUGAAUCUUGCCUGCGUGUGAAAGGACCUGGUAGACCAGAACCUGCAGGUAUCCCUCAAGAUGUUAGCUUGCAAUUUGGUGACGUUGUGCAGAUGGACCUCGUCUAUGUCAGGGACAUAACGUCCACCAACCACAUCUUCCUGGGCAUCAUAGAUGAAUGCACUCACCUUCAUAUGGCAUUGCUUUUGUCUGACCGCAGCCCAGAGGAGGUAACCUUCAAGUUCACAACACAUUGGGCAAGAUCGUUUGGCUAUCCACUCAAAAUCAAAGCUGACCCUGAUGGGAGUUUACGAGGCUUCUUCGAGGAAUCCAUGGACCAAGCUGGAACCUUUUUGGACUAUGUGCCGGCUGAGAACCACUCCAGGAUAGGCCUCAUAGAGCGACACAAUUCAACACUGCGAGAAUUGAUGGAACGCACCAUCGACAGCAGAGCAGUCGUUGGACCAGAAGCCAUGGAGCUAGCUGCAGUUGCCGCUUGCUUUGCAAAGAACUCAUGCACAUGGUCUUCUGGCAGACCACCUUUUGUUGCGGCUUUCGGAAGGGUGCCUAGAAUGGGCAUGAAUCUCCUCUCAGACAAGCAUGGUUUGAUUGCUGGAAGAACCCGAGAACAAGCCCAACGAGAAGCUGACUACUUGCGUGCCGAAGCACAGCAGCAUUUGUCAGCUAUGAGUGUGGAUAGCAACCUUCGACGUGCCUUGCUGCGCAAGUCAACUCCAAAUGAUCCUCAAGAACUACCAGUGGGCUCCAUUGCUGCCUACUGGCGAUGGACAGCCAAGUCAGGCAAGAAGCGAGGAGGAUUCAAGUUGGCUCGCGUUUUGGGCCGUGAUCCCGACAACAAAAGCAUGUGGUUGCAAGCAGGCACAAACACCGUGAAGGUGUCACCUCAUCAAGUACGACCAGCACUUGGAUUUGAGCACUGGAAUCCUUCAUAUCAGGACAUCAAAGCUCUUAGGACAGCCGCUGACAACCUUCAGCAUGGAGUUUUUCAAGAUGAACAACUUCCACAGCCACCUGAAGGACAAGAGCUACCUGGCUUUGAUGAAGUUCAACCUCAAGUACAAGUGCCACCACCACUUGGUGUAGGAGAUGACGAACCUGAAGCACCUGGGGUCGAGCUUAUUCCAGUGAACAAACUUCAGUGCGACAGUCACAUGCUGAACCUCUUUCAGAGCAACAACCAGGACCUUCUUCAGUGCAACAGCAUUGGCCUUGCCCAAUCCAGCGGGUGCCGCAACACCACCUUUGCCUGA